AUGAAAGAAGUAAUUGAUAGGUUUAUAACACUUGCUAAGGGUCAAGUUGAUGAUCGUGAUCGGACGAUACGUUUGCAAAGAAAUCUCAUUGAAAAAUUAGAGGCUGAAAAAGCGGCAGGUCCAAAUGCUAAAACUGAUAUUACUAAAGAGUGCAUAAAUACAGCAACACAAACUGAACGGACAAGACCACUGGCCAUUGGAACGGAGAAUUUGUCAAGUGCUUUUGUUUAUGAAACUCUAUUACCGGCAUUUCUUGACAAUAAAACACUUCAGCCACACACUUUGCAUACAAGCCAAAAUACUAGAAAAUCGCAAUAUUUUUGCAUACUCCGCAAAACACUUAAUACAUCAUUUAGAGCCAUUAGCAAUGUAUCUACUACGUCUAAAUACAUUUUUGUUGUGUUGUUCCGAGCAAUUUCACCCAAAUUGCAACGCCUUGUUGCAUUUUGUUUCACGCGCAGUUGGCCAUCGUUGCAGCAAUUGCUGCAGCAUGCAAAUUUCGUCGGUCAAAGUAUGACGAAUUGUCGACAAUUCUCACGUAAUAUUUUGACACAAAUUUCUCAUAGAUUUAGCAACAGUCUAAUAACUUUUUAUAAUAAUUUGUUCACCAUACAAAUGAGUUUUAUAGCGAAUCGAUUAACCGCUCAGUUCUUUGGCAUGUUCCACUUCUAAAACAGAAAUUUGCCAUAAUGAUUUUUUCAAUGAUUUUUGUUUUCAUUUUUGUCAAAAAGAAUAAGCGAUUUUGCAACAUUCACAGCAAUUAAAUAUUUUAUUUAAAAUAUAAAAAAUCGCUUACCCUAAUUGCAAUGCUAUGUGGCAUUUUGACUCACGCUAACUUAUUCACUUUUUAUUUCUUCACUUUACUUUUUUACUCGAUUCACCACUACAACUCUCGCCCAGUCAUCGGGUUUCCGCCUGACAGAACAGAAUUUUCCAGGAUCCAUUGCUACUUGUUUACCUUCAGUAGUCUUACACAACAAGUGCGAUUAGUGCUCUCCCAAUUUAAAUACUCCACCGAAAAGACUUCAUCCAUUAUGUCUUUUUAUUCUAUCUCCUUUUUCCUUAAAGCAAACUCCUUUUUCGAUAAAGCAUCGUUAUCCAUUCUCACACCAAAAGUAAGCCAGCAAUGACUGAAUUUUUGAACUAAAGAUCAAAGUAGUUUUUGUUACUUAAUUACCUGCCCUUUCGGUUAUGAUAUAUUAUAUCUUAUUUAUCCUCCAUAUUCAAAUAAAUGGUAUGGUUUAUAACAAUAUUACAGAUAAGUAUUCAUAUCACCUGUGCUAUAUCUGUAUAUUAUGAUUAGUAUAACUAUAAAGCUGUAAUGAUAUUUAGAUCUGAAGAAACUACUUCUCAUAACAGUGAGAAGGAUAACUAUUCAUCUGAUCUGCUUAUCUUUCCAUACAUUCCUUGUGUUUAUAACGUAAAGCCUCCACUUUUUUGGUAUUCUAAAAAAGUUGAAACACCCUGGUCUAAUGUGUCUUCUGUAGAGCAUUACAAUUUGGUUAAAGGUAUAGCAUUAUUCCGAUGCAUAAAUUUGUUUCUCAUUUAUAAUUUUAUGCUAUUCACUUAAGAACUACCAUUCUUAGGUCAAGAACACAAAUUUUUCUGAAAAACUUCCAUAUGCAAAGCAUUAUCCAGUAUCCAGCAGUAUCUAUAUAGAUUUCCCACAAUUUUUCGACAAUAUAAAACUUGUUUAUUGAUUCCGUUUAUCUUGAUAGAACUUUAAAGUUGUCUUUAAAUCUGGCUCUUCUUUUUUCUUUUCUUUCUUUUCCACAAGCCUCUCAAUUCGAUUUUAACGUAAAUUUCUUUUUUAUUCAGUUCCUUGAUCCUGACAGAUCUUUAAAUUCAACUUCAAUCUAGAUUCUUAUCUUCUAGUCAUCUAUGGUAUAUCUAGAUGACUAGAUAUUGGGAUCUAGAUAUCUCCUAGAAUAUCCAGAACAAUCUUUUAGAUUUUUAUCUUGACAUAGCUAUAGCUGUCAGUUUUCUAUUAACAUUCACAUAUUUUUUUCCGGGGUCUGUUUUUAUAAGGAUUUUAAAUUUAGGUUAAACACAGAUAUGAUAUUAGACUUUAAAAUCUUUUAUGAGUUUCUUUUUUUUAUUUUUUU
Messenger RNA from Teleopsis dalmanni, 2105 nucleotides. RefSeq lists its product as uncharacterized. NCBI's taxonomy places the organism in Eukaryota, Metazoa, Arthropoda, Insecta, Diptera, Diopsidae. The transcript has 4 exons. The record is from RefSeq and is a predicted model, not a curated record. Bases 1 to 672 code for a protein of 223 amino acids.